This is a messenger RNA of Cornus florida, 3148 nucleotides long. RefSeq names its product potassium transporter 10-like. Gene Ontology annotation, molecular function: potassium ion transmembrane transporter activity. Gene Ontology annotation, cellular component: membrane. Lineage: Eukaryota; Viridiplantae; Streptophyta; Magnoliopsida; Cornales; Cornaceae. Bases 486 to 2861 code for a protein of 791 amino acids. The record is from RefSeq and is a predicted model, not a curated record. Gene Ontology annotation, biological process: potassium ion transmembrane transport. The transcript is spliced from 10 exons.
AGCACACCGAAUCCUGCAAAAAAAUGUGAAGAAUAUCCUCAACGCGCACCACUCACACUUCACUCCCAACUGUCCUACCGAUACGGAAAGGCAUGUGGUGCCAUUAAGAACAUUCAUAACUUCUAGUAUAAUAUAUUUGUCCCCUAACAACUUUCCAACUUACUCAAAACGAAACGGUCCAUGUUUACAUAUCUGCCAAAUGCAUUCAAUUCAAACUACAAUAACAAGAAGCCAAGAAUGAUUAAACAUGUAAGUACGCACAUAAAAACACAUACGUACUGCGUGUCACACAAUGAGAGAUCUGUGUCUCGCUCUUUGCUCCCCCUCUCCCUAGACUCUUCUCUUUGUCCGUCCGUCUUACACACCUUGACGCUAUCGACGGUUGAUUGCUACUUUGUUUUUGUGUUGUCCCAUUUAAAUUCAACCCAACCCACUUCAAUUUCUAAUUCAAGGUCACUCAGUCACUCUUUAUUGUUGUCUAAUCUAUGCAUCCUCGAGAGGGUUCUGCCUCCAUCUCUCGUGAACUUGAGAAAGAGACAUGGAGACAUACAAUCCUUUUGUCAUUUCAAAGCCUUGGAAUAGUUUAUGGUCGCUUGAGUACUGCUCCCUUAUAUGUAUUUGGAACCAUUUCUGCUGCGGAUAUCAAAUCACAUGGGCAGCAUGAACUCUUCUCCUUUGUCUUCUGGACUCUUACCAUCAUUCCUUUACUGAAGUAUGCUUUAAUAGUACUGAGGGCUGAUGAUAAUGGAGAGGGUGGUACUUUUGCAUUAUACUCACUACUGUGCAGGCAUGCCAAAGUGGGUUUGCUUCCAAAUGAAAGAAGUGCUAAUGAGAUUUUGCAGUAUGAGGAGGAAAAUCCUUCUAAAAUCAAGGUGGAAUCAGGGGCUAGAAGGGCCAUUGAAAAGCAUAAAAGCAGUCACUAUUUGAUGUUGUUCUUGGCCCUGUUUGGUUCUUGCAUGAUAAUUGCCGAUGGGGUUCUUACCCCUGCAAUAUCUGUGUUAUCAGCUUCUUCUGGUCUUCAACGAUCUUUGGUGGAUAUUUAUGAUCAAUUUUCAUCUUCACAAAGAAGAAAGGACUCUGCAGAAAGGAUUAUAAAUAAAUAUUUACCAGUUCCAGCUGCAUGUACUAUAUUGGUUUGCCUUUUCACGAUGCAACAUUUUGGAACCCACAGAAUUGGGUUUAUAUUUGCUCCAGUUAUCAUUAUCUGGAUCUUGUUUAUUAGUGGGGUGGGUCUGUAUAAUAUCGUCCAUUAUGACCCUGAAAUCAUCUGUGCAAUAUCUCCACAAUACAUGUUGAGGUUCAUAAGAAGCACCAAUUUCAGAAAUUGGAAAUCACUAGGAAGCAUCCUUCUAUGUAUAGCAGGUUCUGAGGCAAUGUUUCCAAAUCUAGGUCAUUUGUCAAACAAAUCUAUCAAGGUUACUUUUGUCUGCCUAGUUUAUCCAGCUCUUAUUUUAUGUUAUGCUGGUCAAGCUGCAUUUAUCUCCAAAAAUUUGGGCGAGGAUAUUACUCAUCUCACAGAAUCUGUACCGAAUAGCUUUAUCCGCCAUAUCUUCACGGUGUUAUCCCUAUUUGCUUCGGCUAUAGGAAGCCAAGCAACCAUAUCUGCAAGUUUUUCCAUCAUAAACCAGUGCUUAGCACUAAGUUGUUUUCCCAGAGUAAAAGUUAUUCACACAUCAGAUAAGAUACAUGGACAAAUCUACAUUUCAGAUGUGAACUGGGUAUUGAUGGUCAUCAGUCUUGCAGUCACAAUUGGUUUCCAUGACACUGCAAAAAUCGGAAAUGUUGCAGGUAUAGUCAUAAUUUGCGGAAUGCUUGUAACAACUUGUCUGAUGUCACUUGUGAUUGUGCUGCACUGGGAGAAGAGUUUGGUGUUAUCUGCAUGCUUUUUAGUAUGGUUUGGUUCGGUGGAGAUCAUGUAUCUAUCAGCGUGUGUGUUGAAUUUUCACAAGGCAGCCUGGUCUAUAGUUUCCCUUUUGGCGCUUUUGAUGACCAUUAUGCUUGCCUGGCACUAUGGCACCCUAAAAAAGUACAACUUUGAUCUAGAGAACAAGGUGUCCUUAAAUUGGCUCAUAGAUCUUAGCCCCGGUUCUGGGGUUUCCAGGGUACCUGGAAUUGGCUUCAUCUACACUGAUAUCGUGACGGGGAUCCCAGCUUUCUUCUCCCAUUUUAUUACAAAUCUUCCUGCAUUUCAUCAAGUUCUGAUCUUUGUAUCCUUCAAGUCUCUGCCAGUGCCUUAUGUUCCCCCAAGCCGAAGAUAUCUUAUAGGCAGGGUUGGGCCCAAAGAGUACAAGGUUUACCGAUGCAUUGUAAGGUAUGGAUAUUGUGAUCAUUCGAGGGAUACAGAUGCUUUUGAGGAUCAUAUUAUUCACUCGAUUGGUGAUUUCAUUUCCAGGGAUGAAAGUGAUUUAGAAUCCUUGAUUUCUUUAGAAGGAAGAAUGAUUGUCAUUGGAAGCCCAACUACAGAUGGGAGUGCAUUGAUUCCUCUAAAUGAGACCACACCGGAUGUGGUUCCUACAUGCCCCGCAAAUGAUGGGAUUCAAAGAAGUCCACUAGGUGAGUCGUUAGAGACUGAUUGUGCUCCUAUUAAAAGGAAAAGAGUUCGAUUUACAUUGCCUCCAAGUAGUCCUAAAAUGCCGGUUUCUGUCAGGGAGGAACUCCAAGAACUAGUUGAUGCCAGGGAAAGUGGCACUGCAUAUUUCUUGGGCCACUCGCAUUUAUCUGUGAGAAAUAGCGCAAAUUUUCUCAAGCGAUUCCUUAUCGGGACUUACGUUUUUCUUGAUAAAAAUUGUAGAGAGCCUCCAGUGGCACUGAACAUCCCUCAUGCUGCUCUUGUCGAGAUUGGUAUGAUCUACACAAUAUAAAGUAUAAAUCGUGUGAUGGAAAAUCGUUUACUGAAUGUAUAAGAAAAACAUGUAUUUGUGUACUCUUACUUAAUGAUAAAAAUGAAUUUCAUUUGAUGGUAGCAGACUUCAUUGAGUUUGGAAUUCCUUCACCACAAACAGAUACCUCACUUAGAUUAGUGUAUUCUGGGGUUUUUUAAAUUUUUUUAAUCUUAUUUGUUUUCCUCCAUCCUCCUUUAUUUGUUUAUUUUUUUUAUUGAAUUAUCUAUGUGCUUGCUGGAAGAUGGGACUAGAGACUUUAUCAAAGU